This is a messenger RNA of Vespa velutina, 6947 nucleotides long. RefSeq lists its product as uncharacterized. The record is from RefSeq and is a predicted model, not a curated record. The coding region runs from base 996 to 1769 and encodes 257 amino acids. The transcript is spliced from 2 exons. Gene Ontology annotation, molecular function: N-acetyltransferase activity. NCBI's taxonomy places the organism in Eukaryota, Metazoa, Arthropoda, Insecta, Hymenoptera, Vespidae.
UGUGUGUGUGUGUGUAUAUAUAUAUAUAUAAACUACGGUAACUCAUUCAGGCAUAAAAACGAAAAAGUUUUAUAAAUUUAACAGAAGUGAUAAAUGUGGGAAAUGUAUUCUUCAUGGUUAUUAUUUGUUACCUAAGCUGUAAAUUCAUCAUGCCUGGCGUCAUAGUAUCGUACAUAGCGAAGUCUACAAAUUACAAAAUUUAACUACCUUGACUUCUAUUGAUAAAGUAGAAGUCAAGUAUACAAAAACAAUAAUUCAAUCAGAUUGUCAGUUUCAACAGCUAUGGCUGUGGUCUCAAGAAGAAUUAAAGAAAGAAUGAAUGAUUUCUUUUCUUGUUCCUGGCGUUUUUUGUUGUCUCCUAUGUUUUCGGCGUCUUUGGUAUCUCUUGCUUUGUUUGGUUAGUUUCCCACGUGUGCGCUUGGUGGCGCCGAGGCGGGUUAGUUAUAUGUCUUAUCGAAGGAGGCGCAACAGUCGCAACGAGGUCGUCAUUUGAUCAAGAACGCCCUCUGAAGAGAUUGAAUAUUUCGAUUUCGUAACCGAUGUAAGGUGAAAAUUUUGAAAAAUCUUAUUACUUACUUUCUUUUUUGAUAGAUUUUAUAACGUGUUUAAAUAAGUCAAAGUGUAUUAAAUCAUAAUAUUAAUAUAAAUAUGAUGUAAUGUUAUUAAAUCAUUUUUACAUAAGAAAAUUCAUUAAAAUCAUUUCCGGAUAUUAUCUGGAUAUCAUCUUUCUGAAUAUUUCUUUCUCUUUAAAAAUUUUCAAUUGAAAAUAUUUUCUUUUCGGAUAGAAAGGUUAUAAACAUAAACAGUACGUUAUUAUGUGUACUACAAAGUAUAACAUCAGUGUGUAUAUAUAUCUUGACAUUAAUUAGAUAUUUCGACAGUUAUUGACAAUUUUGUACACUAUAUAUUAUAGUUUUUAAAAGAUCAACAAAUUUUAUUGCAAAUAGAGUUGUGUAUUUUUAAUUGAUUUGAAAAAUUUUAUAUAAUUUCUCAAUAUGUCUAGUUUUAUUGUUAUUCGAUCUUAUACUACGUUCGAUAAUUUCUUUUGCAAAGAAUUACUUAAAACUUCUAUAAUGGAUUCAUUAAAUGAAACAUUUCUUGGAAUUUUAACUGAUAAACCUGUUAUGAUAACAUUAAAUGCAUUAGUUUUAAUACUUAUGUUUAUGCUAAUAGUAGUUGGAUAUCCUAUUAUUUAUUGCAUUAUAAUUUUAUUAAUUCCAUCAAUUGUAUUAUAUAUUUUUUUAUAUGCAAUGUUUUGGUAUGAAACUAGAAAUGUUGAAAAUGAAACAUCUACGAUUUUACGAACUUAUACGUCCGAUAAUUCUUCCUGUUUUUGGAUAGUGGAAGCAUAUGAUAAUUAUUUAGUAGAUCGAAGUCAACGAAAAUCAAGAUAUAUAUUCAUGACACAGGAACAAUUUAAUAGAUCUAAUCAUUCAACAAGUAGCCAUACUAAAAAGAGUGUAGGUAUUAUUGGAUUUUGUAAAAGUAAUAGAAUACAGAAUUCUGGUUGGAUAAAAAGAUUAUGUAUUCAUAAAGACUAUAGAAGGAUAGGUAUAGGGAGUUAUCUCAUAAAUCAAGUUAUACAAUUCGGAUAUGAACAAGGAUAUGAAUCUAUUAAUGUACUUAUUUCUCAAUACGAAAUAAAAGCUCUAAUAUUAUUUGGUAACAAAGGUUUUCGUACACAGAAUAUACAUAGUAAACCAUCUUUUAAAUUUAUAACGUUUUAUGAAUUAAAAUACGAAAUGAAGGAUUAUCAUCCACGUUAUUAAAAAUUCGCAUAAUGUUCUAUCUGUGCCAAAAAAUUAAAUUGUCCAUGUAAAUAUUCGAAUCAAAAUUAUUAAGAGUAUUUAUUUAUUUAUUUUUUGUAUGUUAUAACUCUUUGUGAAAUAUAUGAGCAGAGACAUUGUAAAAAAUCCGUAAUUCUCUUUUUUUAUCUUUAGAGACUAUUAGUAUUUUUCAAUUUCUUUAUUUCCCAAUGUUUACAUUUGAUCUGACUUAGAUCAAUAAUAUUUGAAAUAAUUUAUUAAUAGAAUAAUAUUUGACAUCCAGUAUUUAUUGCAUAGAAUCAUAUUGUACAAAAUGAUUCAAAGCUGCACAAUAUUAUUAUACAUGAGAGAAACUAUAAACAAAGGUUAAAUUUAUAAUCAGUUGGUAUAAAUCUUUUAAAAAAUUCACUAUCUAAGAUCAUUGAAAUAAUUAACAAAAAAUAUUAAAACAAUUUUAAUGGAUUAAAAAUUGUAGAUAAUAUUUAAAUUAGGAUCAGACCUUAUUAUAUUUCGUAAACCACAUGAUUCAUCAAUAGUUGCUAUGAUUAUUAUCCACUAUUGUAGACGGACUAUCAUUAUUUCUGGCAUUACAGAGUUGUUCUACUUAAAAAUUAGUUAAAUUAAUAAAUAGAAUUUCUACGAGUUUUAUCGAUAAAAUAAAAAAUACUAAAUUUCAAUUGAUCCAUCAAAUAUUGCAAAAUAGUUUAAAUAAAAUCCAGUUGGGUUAAUUUACUUGACACGCAUGACAACUAAAUAUUGCAGUAUCGUGUAGAUUGUACCUAUCCAGAAAUAAAUUUGUAUAGUUCUUUAUUCCCACAGCAUUUACUUCAUAUUAUGAUGUGCACCGAACGAAAUUAGUUGCGCUGGUAGAUUUAUCUUGUAUUACUGUGAUUCAUAGGGUAAUAUCGGUAACAUUUCUAAGAUAUUAAUAAUUUCGUAUAACCUAUAUAACUUUUUUAUAUAUUUUUUGGGAUCAUAUGCCGCGAAAUAUAAAUUUAUAUAAAGUCAUAUUUAUAUUAUUAUUGUAUAUAAGUAAGAAAUAGCAGUAAAAGUUUUAGCGAUAAGAAUAUCAUCAGAAGAUAUUUGUUCUGAAAUAGAUCUGUUCAAGAACGACUUCUGAGGAGAAAACAUUGAAUAUUUCUGAUCCAUUACUGGUGAAAGGAAAAUUUUGAAAAAUUUUGUAUGUUACUUUCUUGUUUGAUAACUCUUAUAACGUGUUCUAAUGACUUUGAAAUUACUUAAUCAUUAUGUUAAUGUAAAUAUAAAACAAUGUUAUAAAAUCAUUUUUUCAUAAGAAAACUUAUUGAAAACAUGUCCGGAUAACAUCUCUCUAAAUAAUAUUAUUUUUUUCAAUUUAAAAACUUUCGAUUGAAAAUAUUUUCGUUUCGGAUAGAUUAUAAACUCAUAAACAAUACGCUAUUAUGUGUACUACGUUGCAUGACCUCAGUAUAUAUAUAUAUAUAUAUAUUGUGACAAUAAUUAGAAUUUCUACAGUUGCUUAGAAUUUUAUACACUAUAUAAGUAGAACUUAAGUUUUUCAAAGAUCAUCAAAUUAUAUUGUGUGCUUCAAAUUUUAUUUAGUUGCUUCUAUAUAUUUUAUAUAAUUUCUCAAUAUGCAGAAAUGUAUUCUUAUUAGAACUUAUAGAGAACAAGAUAAACUGUCUUGCAAAAAAUUACUUGAAGAUAGUGUAAUGACUCAGCUAAAUCAUACAUUUUUUGGAUUUAUAUUAGCACUAAAUAUUAUUCGUAUGGUAUUUGUGUUAUCUAUACUGGUAACGGGUCUACUCGUGUAUGCAGAAUUACAUAUAACUUAUUGUAUUAUAGUUAUGUGUAUACCAGGAAUUAUAUUAUAUAUUUCAUUAUAUACAAAAUUUCGUUAUGAAGCGAGAAUGGUUGGAUAUGAAAUAUUUGACAUUCCACGGUAUUACAUUCUGAAUUAUUUCUUUCGUUUGGUUUUAUUUUGUUUGUGUGUUUUGUUAGUUUGUAGUUAAUUAAGAUUAUAAUUUUAAAAUAAAAAUAUAUAUUUCUAUAAAUAGGAUUUACUCGCUUGAUAAUUUAUCCCGUUUUUGGGUAGCGGAAUUAUGUGAAGAUUUUUCAUUAAAUAAUCAGGAACAAAAUCAGCAAUAUACAUUUAUGACAGAGGAAGAAAUGAGAGCAUCUGAAAUUGAUUUAUCUAAGCAUAAUAAAAGAAUUAUAGGUAUUCUGUUAUUUUGUCAAAGCAAUUGGCAACCAACACAUGCUUGGAUAAAAAGAUUUUAUGUUUUGAAGAAGUAUACAAGGAAAGGUGUAGGAAGUACUCUUUUGAAACGUGCUUUGCAAUUUGCCGACGAAAAAGGAUUUGUAUGUGUUAAAGCUACGGUUUCUCAAUUCCAAAAACGGUAUAUGUAUUUUUAUUAUAUAAAAACAAAUUAUGUAACUGUUUUGCGUGAUAGAUUAUCAUUUUUCGUAUCAAUUACGCUUUAUGAAUAUAUAUUUCGAACAAAGAAUUAUCGAUAGGAUCAUUAGAAAUUCGCGGAAUGUUCAAUCUAUGCCAACAAAUUAAACUGUCCGUCUAAAUAUUCAAAUCAAAUUUAUGAAUAAUAUUUUUAUAUUAAUUUUUUGUAUGUUAUAAGUGUUUGUAAAGUAUAUAAGAGCAAAGGCAUUGUAAAAAAUCUAUAAUUCUUUUUUUAAUUCCUCAGACACUAUCGAUAUUUUUCAGUUCCUUUAUUUGCCAAUGUUUACAUUUGGAUCUAAUUUAGGUCAAUGAUAUUUAAAAUAAUUUAUUAAUAGAAUAGAAUUUGACAUACAAUAUUUAUUGCAUACAAUGAUUUUAAACAAAAUAAAUUAAAGCUGCUCAAUAUUAUUGUACAUAAUAAGAACAAUGAGCAGGAGUUAAAUGAAUAAUGGUUCGAAUUAAAACUUAAAAAAUCAACUACAUUAUCUCAUAUAAACAAUAACAAAAAAGAUACUAAAAUAUAAUUUUAAUAGAUUUGAAAUAGUAAAUUAUGUUUAAAUUACUAAAAGAAAUUAUUAUAUUUUAUAAUCCCCAUAAAUCAUCAACAGUUGGUAUGAUUAUUAUCCACUAUUUUAGCAGCACUAUCAAUUCUGGCAUUACAAUGUCGGUCUAUUUAAAUAUUAUUUAAAUUACAAAAUAGAUUUUUCUUGAGUUCUGUCGAUAAAAUAGAAAAUAUUAAAUUUUGAUUGAUCUAUCGAGUACUGUAUAGCGGAUUAAUUCAAAUUUAGUUGCAUUAGUAUACUCGAUAUGGGUAAUAGAUAAAUAUUAAAAAAUCGUGUGGAUUGCAUUUAACCAGAAAUAAAUUUUUAUAGUUCUUUAUUCUUACAAUAUUUAGUUUAAAUUAUGAUGUGCAUCGAACGAAAUUAGUUGUGCUCGUAGAUUUAUCUGGAAUUACUGCGACUCAUGAGGUAUAUCGGUACCAUGUCUAAAAUAUUAAUAAUUUUGUAAUAUAUAAAAAAGGUAUAUAAUUUCAAUAUACCUUUUUUAUACAUUUAUCGAGAUCAUAUACCGAGAAAUAUAAAUUUAUAUAAAACCAUAUUCAUAUUAUCAUGGUAUAUUAGCAAUAAAUAGCAGUAGAAAUUUUAGCGAUAAAAAUAUCAUCGAAAGAUAUUUAUAUUCUGGAAGAGAUUUGUUGAACAACGAUCUCUGAAGAGACAACAUUGAUUAUUUCUGAUUUACUACUGGUGAAAGAUGAAAAUUUCGAAAAAUUUCGUAUGUUACUUUCUUAUUUGAUAACAUUUAUAUCGUGUUUAAGUGACUUGAAAUGUACUUAAUCAUAAUAUUAAUAUAAAUAUAAAACAACGUUAAUAAAUCAUUUUUUCAUAAGAAAACUGAUUGAAAACAUGCCCGGAUAUCAUCUUUCUAAAUAAUUUUAUUUCUUUCAAUUUAAAAAUAUUCGAUUGAAAAUAUUUACGUUUUAGAUAGCAACGUUAUAAACAUAUAAACAAUACGCUAUUAUGUGUAUUACAAUGCAUGACCUCAGUGUAUAUAUAUAUAUAUAUACGGUGACAAUAAUUAGAAUUUCACAGUUGCUUAAAAUUUUAUACAAUAUAUAAGUAGAAUUUAAGUUUAUCAAAAAUCAAAAAAUUUUAUUGUGUGCCUUUGGUUGAUUCAAUAUAUUUUAUAUAAUUUGUCAAUAUGCAGAAUUUUAUUCUUAUUAGAACUUAUAGAGAAGAAGAUAAACUGUUUUGCAAAGAAUUACUUGAAGCUAGUGUAAUGAAUCAGCUAAAUCAUACAUAUAUUGGAAUUUUAUUAGGACUAAAUAUUAUGCGUAUAGUAAAUAUGUUAUCUAUAGUGUUAAUGUCAUUACUCAUGUAUGCAGGAUUACAUAAAAUUUAUUGUAUUAUGAUUAUGUUUAUACCAGGAAUUAUAUUAUAUAUUACAUUGUACACAAAGUUUUGUUAUGAAGCUAGAAUGGCUGGAUAUGAAAUAUUUGACAUUCCACGGUAUUACAUUCUGAAUUAUUUCUUUCGUUUAGUUUUAUUUUGUUUGUGUGUUUUGUUAGUUUGUAGUUAAUUAAGAUUAUAAUUUAAAAAUAAAAAUAUAUAUUUCUAUAAAUAGGAUUUACACGCUCGAUAAUCCUUCCCGUUUUUGGAUAGCGGAAGCAUAUGAAGAUGUUUCAUUGAAUAAUCAGGAACAAAAUCAGCAAUAUGUAUUCAUGACAGAGGAAAAAAUGAAUGUAUGUAAGGUUGAUUUUUCUAAUCAUAAUAAAAAAAUUGUAGGUAUUAUGUCAGUCUGUAAAAGUAAUUGGGAACCAACACUUGGUUAUAUAAAAAGAUUUUAUGUUCAGAAAAAGUAUGCAAAGAAAGAUGUAUAUAAUCAACUUAUGAAACAAGCAGAAUUUUUUGCCUAUGAACGCGGAAUUCUAUGUAUUAAAGCUAUUGUUUCUCAAUUUGAAAAACAUCUUAUUAGUUUUUAUAAUACUAAAAAUUUCACUGUAAAUAUUAUACAUGAUAGAUCAUUUUUAAUAUCAAUUACAAUGUAUGAAUAUAUAUUUAGAACAAGGAAUUCUCAUUCAGAUCAGAAGAAAUUAGUGUAAUGAUCAAUCUGUUCCAAAAAUUUAACUGUCCGUUUAAAUAUUCAAAUCAAAUUUAAGAAUAAUAUUUUUAUAUUAAUUUUUUGUAUGUUAUAAGUGUUUGUAAAAUAUAUAAGAGCAGAGAUAUUGUAAAAGUGUGUAAUUCCAUUUU